Aphis gossypii (cotton aphid) is the source of this 2620-nucleotide messenger RNA. Its product is annotated as Bardet-Biedl syndrome 2 protein homolog. Gene Ontology annotation, biological process: non-motile cilium assembly. The transcript is spliced from 12 exons. The coding region runs from base 719 to 2443 and encodes 574 amino acids. The record is from RefSeq and is a predicted model, not a curated record. Lineage: Eukaryota; Metazoa; Arthropoda; Insecta; Hemiptera; Aphididae. Gene Ontology annotation, molecular function: protein binding. Gene Ontology annotation, cellular component: ciliary basal body; neuron projection; motile cilium.
UGUUAGUUGCAAUCGAUCGGUUCACGUGUACGGUGGUAUUGGUAUCGAAUGUAAAAAUUAUUAAUUAUAUGAUCACAUUUUUUAUCAUAAUUUUUAGUAAUAAUUGUAAAAUAAUAAUAAUAACAACAUUAUACAAUUUAAUUAUAUGUAUAUAAUAAAUAAUAAUUAAAAACUAUAAUACGUACAUACAUUUAAAAAACUCUAAGUCAAAACUUUUCCUAAAACCAUGAUGAUUCGAAAACCUCAGGAAGUCAAAAAAUUACAUAUCCCUUGAAAUUCAAAUUAUAGAGGUUCCACUGUAAUUAUAAGGAACAUUAUAUUUACAAACCUAAACUGCAAGAAUUGAAGAUUUUUAUCAUUUCUCUAUACCGAAAUAAUUUGAAAAUGUUUGUGACGUUCGCGGGUUUUGUCAAAAUUUAAACUUCAAACAUAACUGUAAUUGUAAAUAAUGUUUCACUUGUCGCAUAUAAUUAUUUUAAAAGUAACAAUAAAAACUUUAGGUAGAUACUUAUAUCGACAAUUCUAUUGAAAAUGUGAGAAUAGUGUUUUCAAGAUUUCACAAUAAAAACAGGGGAAAGUAAGUGAUCGCUUGAAUCAUGAUUGUAUGCACUAUGCAGUAUGUGUUGACUGUUGAGUACCUGUACUGGCUAUUCAGAUAUACCUACUUAUAAAUAUACCUGAUGGUGUUACAGCAAUUGCUAUUGGUAAACUUAAUUUUAUGAAAGAUCCAGCAAUUAUUAUUGGUGGUAAUUGUUCGAUUCAAGCAUUUGAUUGCAAAGGUAAUGAAAUAUUGUGGACGGUAACUGGUGACAAUGUCAGAUCUAUUAUUGUUAUGGAUAUAGACUUGGAUGGAUCUAACGAGUUACUUGUAGGUUCUGACGAUUAUGAAAUUAGAGAAUUUAAAGAUGAUAUAAUUGUAAAUGAAAUAUCUGAAACUUCAUCCAUUUGUUCAUUAAUUAGUUUUUCGAUUGGAAGAUUUGCAUAUGCAUUAGAUAAUGGAACUGUUGGUGUAUACGAUAAAUUUCGGCGUGUUUGGAGAGUUAAGUCAAAAAGUUCAGUGAAUUUCCUCGAAAAAUAUGAUUUAGAUGGAGAUGGAAAAGAAGAAUUAAUAACUGGAUGGUCCAAUGGAAAAAUAGAUGCACGCAACUCUAUAACUGGAGAAGUAAUUUUCAGAGACGUGUUAUCUAAUAGCAUUGCUGGUGUAGUUGUUGGAGAUUAUAUAAGAGCCGGGAAAUGCCAAUUGAUAGUAGUUUCGAUUACUGGCGAAGUUCGAGGAUACGAUAAUACAAGUUUAAAGGUAGAGUCCGGUGUUCAAACAAAUGUUAUUCAUGAUCUUUUGCAAAAAAGACAAAUACUCAUGUCAGAAUUAAAUAACUAUACUAAAGCAUCUAAUGAAGGUCAGGGAAUUCCAGGAGACACUCGGCUCAUUACUGAAAUAUCGGUUUCAGAAAAAACUAUCGAACCGUGCGUAUUACUUACGUUGUCAACUAACAAUUCAAUGAUUUUAAAAGCAGUCACAAUAUUUGCCGAAGGUAUUUUUGAAGAUGAAACCCAUGUCGUACAUCCUGAUAGAGAAUGUACUUCAUCUGAAUUGAAAAUUGCUUUAUUACCUCCGAAAGAUAUACUCCUGGACAUUCAUAUUCGAGCUUUUGUUGGAUCAUGCGUGGAUAAUGAUCAAUUUCACGUUUUUGAACUUACCCGACAAUUACCAAAAUUUUCAAUGUAUUUAUUAGUUUCUUUUCCAGAAAUUGAAGAUAUUCCCGAAAGUUUUGUCAAAUUUCGUUUAGUUGAAAGAGUUCAAAGACUGGAUUUAUGGCUAAGUCAAAAUUUUAUUGUGCCUCAAAAAACUCCUGUUAAAACCAAUGGUCAAGACUUUUGGAAAGUAGCAAUAAGUUCGUUAAGAGAUUCUUCUCUUACAUGUGUGACAUUUGAAAAAGAAGUGAUGUCGAUAUACUCAGUGAAUUUAAGCCUUACAGCCGAUAUUGUACAAACUCUAGCAUCAUAUCUUAACCUCGAUCAAAUUGAUUCUAUAGCAGAAUUUCCCAAAGUUCUCGAUGAUUUAUGGGAAAGUAUACAAAGUGUUAAGACUCUCCAGCAAAAUGCAGUUAAAUUAAAUGCUUCAAUAGCCGAUAGUUCAACUUUGUUGAAAAAUCUUAUUGUUCAAGCAGAAGACUUUCGACUUUUAGAUGACACGUCUAAUAUGGAAAAAUGUCUGAACGAUAUAUUUCAUAUCGAUAAACAAAUGAUUCAAAAUCAUCAAGUUACAUGUGAAAAUCAUGAUCAAUUAUUAGUUACACUGAAAAAAAUAAAUAAUAUUAUACAGAAUGCUUCUCGACUUAGAGUAAACAAUAACAGAACAGAUACAAUAACUUCUUAUCGACAAGCUGUGGCUUCAGAAAAUAUGACAGUUUUAAAAAAAUUAAUAGAAACUGGAAAUAAAUAAGUGUUAAUUUAAUUUAAAACUAAAGAGUCUCGACGACAUUUACAAUGGCAUAAUUGGAUUUUUUUUUUUAGUUGUAAUUUUUUUUUUUUUUUUUUUUGAUAAUCUGUAUUAACUAAUGACUAUAUUAAAAUUAAGAACUACCUACAUAUUAUGUUAAAAUAAAAGUUAAAAUGAUAA